Rhizophagus irregularis DAOM 181602=DAOM 197198 is the source of this 249-nucleotide messenger RNA. RefSeq lists its product as uncharacterized. Lineage: Eukaryota; Fungi; Glomeromycota; Glomeromycetes; Glomerales; Glomeraceae. The record is from RefSeq and is a predicted model, not a curated record.
AUGUCAGACAUUUAUGAAAUCAUCAAUAGCCUUCCUGAAAAAGAAGAAACUAAAAAACUACAAAUCCAUUUGAUUAAUCAUUUAGAAAAAGAAGAAAUGUUGCUUCUAGCUCUUAGAAGUCACAAAAAUUCUAAAGAUAAACAGAGCCUUUUGAAAUAUUUUCUUGAGACUAUGUCCAACGAAUAUAAAGAUGAACAUCCAGGUAACCUUUGUGUUGUAAUGAUUGGUCAACUUGAACGUGCCCUAUGA